Nycticebus coucang (slow loris) is the source of this 6103-nucleotide messenger RNA. RefSeq names its product ADP-ribosylation factor 2-like. Gene Ontology annotation, cellular component: plasma membrane; cytoplasm. The transcript is spliced from 6 exons. Gene Ontology annotation, molecular function: GTP binding; GTPase activity. NCBI's taxonomy places the organism in Eukaryota, Metazoa, Chordata, Mammalia, Primates, Lorisidae. Gene Ontology annotation, biological process: vesicle-mediated transport; intracellular protein transport. The record is from RefSeq and is a predicted model, not a curated record. The coding region runs from base 502 to 1047 and encodes 181 amino acids.
UCUCGUUGUUUCUCCUGAUGGACAUCUGGUGCUUGUGGCCAGGAGGGUGAGGCAGAGAGGAGAGGCCCUGUGGUGGGCGGCGGCGUCCUCCAGAGGUUCUCCAGCAGCGGGGGAUGGUGGGGGACGCCUGGGACAGGAGUGGGAAGAAGAGAAAAGAGAAGCGAGAGGGAGAACCAGAAGGUGUGCUGGCGCUGCUUGUCUCAAGGGGCAUCUAGGCUGAAAGUACUUCCCUUCCCGCAGCAUUCCUCGUCUGUAAGAUCCGUUCGUUUUCGGAAACGAAGAAAAGGCAUCUAGUUUUGUUGGAAGAAAGAUUUUGAGUUCUGCAAGGCACUGUACUUUUACAGAUUUAUAUGGAUCUUCUUUGAAUGGAUUAAAGCAUUCAUUAUUCUUUGGUCAAUAUAGCGAUUACCUUUGGGAGAGUAAUGACAAAGGGGGCACAAGAGAAUCUAUCUGGUCUGAUAGUCAUCUUUUCUUGAUCAGAUUAUACAGAAUUCAAUUAUAAUGGGGAACAUUUUUGAAAAGCUUUAUAAAAGUCUGCUUGGGAAAAAAGAGAUGCGUAUUCUUAUGUUGGGUUUGGAUGGAGUUGGAAAAACCACUAUCUUGUAUAAACUGAAGCUGGGAAAGAUUAUAGCUGCCAUUCCUACAAUAGGUUUCAAUGUGGAGACGGUACAAUAUAAAGAUAUCAGCCUCACGGUCUGGGAUGUUGCUAGCCAUUGCAAAGUAAGACCUUUGUGGCGACAUUAUUUCCAGGAAACAAAUGGUGUGAUUUUUGUGGUUGACAGUAGUGAUAGAGAGCGGGUUGGUGAGGCCCAGGAAGAACUACUCAGAUUGUUAGUGGAAGAUGAACUCAGAGAGGCAGUUUUGUUGGUGCUUGCAAAUAAACAGGAUCUUCCCAACGCUAUGAAGGUAGCAGAGAUAACAGACAAGUUGGGCCUACGUUCCUUCCACUACAGAAACUGGCACAUUCAGGCUACAUGUGCCAUCAGCGGAGACGGGCUUUAUGAAGGCCUGGACUGGUUCUCCAACCAGCUUGCAAACCAGAAGUGAUCAGAAGCGACCCAUUCCCUGUGCAUUGUGGGAAAAUCAUCUGGCCUCUUUUCUGGUGCAUGUGCGCAUGCAAGGAGCCAUGUGUGCUGUGUGGCUGAGGCUGGGGAGGGAGCUCUCUCAUGCUGUGCCUUAUCUACUCUGUAAGAAAACAUUAUUAUAUUUUGGCCGGGCACGGUGGAUCACACUUGUCAUCCUAGCAGUCUCAGAGGCUGAAGCGGAUGAAUUGCCUCAGCUCACAGGUUUGAGACCAGCCUGAGCAAGAGAAAGACCCCAUCUCUAAAAAUAGCCAGGUGUAGUGAUGGGUACCCGUAGUCCCAGCUACUCCAGAGGCUUAAGCAAAAGGAUCUCUUGAGCCGAAGACUUUGAGGUUGCUGUGAGCUAUGAUGCCAUAGCACUCUUCUGAGGGCAACAAAGUGAAAUUUUAUUUCAAAAAAAAGAAGAAAACCAUUAUUAUACUUGAAGAAAACUGAUAUUAGAACGCUACUUUCCAUCACAAGAAUGGAAAAGCAAGUGUCCAAUGUACCCAAUUCUAAUAUGAAACCAGUAUAUGAACGAAUACAUGCCCACACAAAAGAAAAGCACAAUUAAGCUCAAGUGGGGGAAGAGGGGAGGGGGCAGAGGGAGGGUAUUGGUAUGCUCUCACCUAACAGGCACAAUGUAAGGGUGUGUGGCACACCUCCUUGGGGAGGGGCACAACUCAAAUGGGACUUUACCUAACAUAUAUAAACAACGUAAUCUAAUUGUCUAUACUCCCAUUGUUAAUCUGAAAAUUUUUUAAAAAGAAUGCUACUUUCCAUUUUAAUGGCUUUGAUGGUCCUUUUUCCAGUUGAUGAAGGACUCCAGAGGGCUUACUGGUACACAGAGCUAAAGGGUGAAACUCUGUCUCAAAAUUAAAAAAGAAAAAGAAAAACAUUAAUGGACUCCACAGUGGAGAGAGGGAGACUGGACUGGGUCCAGUUGCUGUAAGUUCUGGUGCCUCUGCUUACCUGGAGUCCUGUUAGUCUCUGGUGUCCUUCUAUAAAAAGGAAGGGAUUAUUGUUCUUUUCCAUCACUGUCAGAGCUAGAAGUUCACUUUCCAGUGCUUUAAAGCAAAUGAUCCUCAGGAAAGAAAAGGCACUCACUUACUGCAAGUGAGAAGAGGUUCAGAUUGGAAUUUUUCCUUAACUUAUCAUUUAGCCCAGACUUCUUGGUUUAACAUUCUUUAUUUAAAGAAAUCAGUGAUCUUUUUCAUUAGAGUAUCAAGACUUCAUAACACUGGGAAAAUAUCCAAUCCUUUCCUUAUACUAGUUCCUUAUUUGACAAAUGAGACUUUGGGAGAUACUAUCUCAGCUUGAGGCUGUGAGGCUCUUGCCCAGAGCCCCACAGACCAGCAAAGGGUGGAGAGUGUGUUCUGACAUCACCAUCUCAGGCCUCAGGCUCCCAUAACCCCCAUUCUGUGCUGAAUGUUCUACCUGUGAGGCAGGAGGCUUGCUCCUGGGAUGGAGUCAUCCCAGUAUAGUUAUCUUAGUCCAAAUGAAGGGUUUGGCUAGUUUAUAUUCCCAGAAUCACAUACUCAUGAGUUCUGAGAGUUUAUGAGAGAAUUAAGAGGUUAUACACAUACCACAGCUUGCCAAUCCAUUCCUGGAUUGAGGGGCAUUUAGGCUGUUUCCACAUUUUAAUGAUUGUAAAUUGGGCUACAAUAAACAGCCUAGUACAAGUAUUUUUUAUAAUAAAAGGGUUUUUUUUUCCUUCUGUAUAGAUGUCCAGUAAUGGGAUUGCAGGAUCAAACAGGAGGUCUACCUUGAGUUCUUUGAGGUUUCUCCAUACUUCCUUCCAAAAAGGUUGUAUUAGUUUGCAGUCCCACCAGCAGUGUAAAAGUGUUCCUUUCUCUCCACAUCCGCGCCAGCAUCUGCAGUUUUGAGAUUUUGUGAUAUAGGCCAUUCUCGCUGGGGUUAGAUGAUAUCUCAGGUUUUAAUUUGCAUUUCUCUGAUAAUUAGGGAUGAUGAGCAUUUUUUCAUGUGUUUGCUGGCCAUUCGUCUGUCUUAUUUAGAGCAGGUUCUAUUCAUCUCUCUUCCCCAUUGAUGUAUGGGAUUGUUGUUUUUUUUCUUGUGGAUUAAUUGAAGUUCUGUAUAGAUCCUAGUUACUAAGCUUUUGUCUGAUUCAAAAUAGGCAAAUAUCCUUUUCCAUCGAGUAGGUUGUCUAUUUGCUUUGGUUGUUGUCUCCUUGGCUGUACAGAAGCUUUUCAAUUUAAUUAAAUCCCAUUUGUUUAUUAUUGCUGUUGUUGCUGUUGCCAUGGCAGUCUUCUUCAUAAAGUCUUUCCCCAGGCUAAUAUCUUCCAUAUUUUUCCUAUUUUUUUCUUUGAGGAUUUUUAUUGUUUCAUGCCUUAAAUUUAAGUCCUUUAUCCAUCUGGAAUCAAUUUUUGUGAGUGGAGAAAGGUGCGGGUCCAGAUUCAGUCUUUUACAUAUGGAUAUCCAGUUCUCCCAGCACCAUUUAUUGAAUAAAGAGUCUUUUUCCCAGUGGACGUUCUUGUUAGGUUUAUCGAAGAUUAGGUGGCUGUAAGUUGCUGGUUUCAUUUCCUGGUUUUCUGUUCGAUUCCGAAUGUCUGUGUCUCCAUUUUUGUGCCAGUACCAUGCUGUCUUGACCACUAUGGCCUUGUAGUACAGCCUAAAAUCUGGUAUGGUGAUGCCCUCGGCUUUGUCCCCAUAUAGCUAAGAACUGCCUUAGCUAUAUGGGUUUUUUUCUGGUUCCAUACAAAACACAGAAUCAUUUAUUCCCAAGUCUUGAAAAUAGGAUGUUAGUAUCUUAAUAGGGAUGGCAUUGCUCUGGGAAGUAUAGACAUUUUAACAAUGUUGAUUCUUCCCAACCAUGAGCAUGGUAUAGUCUUCCAUUUGUUAAAGUCCUCUGCUAUUUCCUUUCUUAAGGUUUCAUAAUUUUCCUUAUAGAGACCCUUCACCUCUUUCGUUAGGUAUAUUCCUAAGUAUUUCAUUUUCUGAAAUAUUAUUCAGCUAUUUAAAAAAAAUGGAGAUUUUGCAGCAUUUGUACUAACCUGGAUGGAGGGUGGAACACAUUAUCCUUAGUGAAGCAUCACAGGAAUGGAGAAGCAUGAAUCCUAUGUAUUCGACUUUGAUAUGAGGACAAUUAAUGACAUGAUGGGGCAUGGGGGAAGGGGCGAGCAGAGAGAGAAAGAGGAAGGGGGUGAGGGUAAGGAAAAGAAAAUAGUGACUAAUUCUCACAUAAAUUGGAUUCGAUUUUGACCAAAGUACAUUACUUAAACAUUAAUUUUUACUUCAACUUGUUAAUAUGUUUAGGAUACAGGAUACUGCACCCUUAUUUAUAAGUGAAUUAUGUUUGUAAUUUCCCCUUUAUAAUAUAUUUUUUCUAUUUUAAUAUCAGGUGUAUCCAGAUUAAGUAGAAUGUUUUUGAAGUAUUUCUUUUUCUAUUGUCUAUAAGAUUUGGCAUGAUCUAUUUUUAAAACUUACCUUUUAUCUUUAUUUAUAAAUAUUAGUUGUCUAUUCUUUGAUACUUUGGGAAAAAAUAAUAAGAAGUAGUUAAUUGAUGACUCCAUACUGAACCUCAGAGUCAAAGCAUUCUAUAAUAGACAUACUCUUAUUUGACAAAGUGAAUAUUACUUUCUUUGCAUCACUAUUAUUAUUAUUGCUUAAUACUUCGUUGUAGCAAUCAUCUGAUUUCUUUUCUGAAUGUAUUUGUCUUUGUUCGUUCUUUGCGAGGUUUUUGUUUCUGGUCCCCAUCUUAAAUGUUGUUAUUGUUGUUAAAUUUUAAGCCUUUUUAAUUUCGUGAAGGCAAAAAGUGGAAGCCUAAUGAACACAUGUAUAUGUGAAAAUAAAAAAAAUAAUAAUAAAAAGAGAAAAGAAUUAAGAGGUUAAUUUUAGGCUGGGCAUGGUGGAUGAUGCCUGUUAUCCUAGCACUCUUGGGAGGCCAAAUGGGCUAAUUCUUUGAAUUCAGGAGUUUGAGACCAGCCUGAGCAAUAGCAAGACCCUGUCUCUACUAAAAAUAGAAAAAUUAGCUGGGUGUUGUGGUAGGCGCCUAGUCUCAGCUGCUUAGGAGGCUGAGGCAAGAGGAUCUCUUGAGCCCAAGAGUUUGAGGCUGCUGUGAGCUGUGACGCUACAGCACAGCAUAGAGUGAAAGAACGAAACUGUCUCAAAAUUAAAAAAAGAAAACAGUUAAUUUGCGGGGGGGGGGGGGAUGAAACUCAUGGCCGCCCUUAGAAUUGCCUCCAAGUGGGUGCUAAAUUUUGCUAUGCUCUUGUCUAGACCACUCUCCAUGGCAUUACCUGUCUUUUCUGGAUAGCAAUAAUACUUUAUUAACUAUUUGGAAACAUGCUUUAUGUUAUCCUACAAACAUUAAUACAAGUGACCCCAAAAUGAGCUAGGUUCACUCAGUAGUCCAGAGCUCCUUUGCCAAGACAACUGUUGGCCAUAUUUGUACCUAAGCACUUCUAGUUAACCUUCUAAAAUUGCUUUUUCAAAGGAUUUUUAUUCAAGGUGAAUUUUAACAAAAGUAAACCUAGUUUAUUGACAAGUUGAAUUUUUGAGGAAAAAAAUUCAUACCACAGUAAAUGUGGAGUAUAAUAGUAUGUUUUUUGAAAUAUUGGACUUUAAAGAAUGUUCUUUGCAAUACUGGCAGCUGAGUCCAGAUUUGCCUUUUGACUGUGGAAUAAUUUCUGAGAACUAUUUAGAUUAUACACCGAGAAUGGGCAGAGACUGUGACUUAUGUUUGGUUUUUUGUUUUUUUUUUUGAGACAGUCUCACUAUGUCACCCUCGGUAGAGUACCGUGGCAUCAUAAGUAACCUCAAACUAUUGGGCUCAAGCAAUUCUCUUGCCUCAGCCUCCCAAGUAGCUGGGACUAUAGGCGUCCGCCACAAGGCCUGGCUAUUUUUUUUUGUUUAGCAGGCCCUGGCCGGGUGUGAACCAACCAGCCCCAGAGCAUGUGGCCAGAGCCCCAACCACUGAGCUAUGGGUGCCCAGCCUGUGUUUUAUGCUUUUGUAUCUGUACACGGUGUCGCGCGAGGCCUCACUGAACAUGUUGAUUGGUUGUUAGACAAUAAAGAACUUGCUU